UGAGCAGGCCAUGGCCAGACCCCUGCGUGCCCCACUGCUCCUGCUGGCUAUCCUGGCCCUGACCUGGGCCAUGCCCCUGGCCAAGAACUCCAAACGGGUGGGCGGCAUCAAGGAAGCAGAUGUUAAUAAUGAAGGGGUGCAGCAGAGGCUGGACUUUGCCACCAGCAAACACAACAAGGAGAAUGAUGAGGACGAGGACAAACACUGGCAGGGGUGGCAGGUCCUGUUUAGGUUGGCGUACUCCUUGUACAUGGAGAUCAGCCAGACCAUAUGUAACAAGUCCCAGGCCAACUUGGACAACUGUCCCUUCCAGGAGCAGCCGCAUCUGAAGAGGGAAUAGUCUGCUCUUUUGAAAUCUACAAUGUUCCCUGGGAGGAUUAAAUGACCUUAGUAAAAUAUUUCUGUCGGAAGGGCUAGGGGUCUGUGCCAGGCUGGCCUGCACCCACUCCCUCCUCCCCACACCUCUCACCUCCCUGUAGUGUUCCCUGCCUGGGAUGGAGGCCUCAACCUGGUGCAGGUCUCCUCUCCGCACCAGCACCAGGAGGGAGGCAGGUAGACAAGGAUUCGGGAGGCCUUUGUAGAUCAGCCAAGUGGCUCUACUUGCUCCUUUCUCCCUACUGCUUCUCAACCUCGCUGGUACCCCACGCUCUGCUCCUGCCUCCUUUAAUA
Molecule: messenger RNA, 669 nt
Organism: Microcebus murinus (gray mouse lemur)
Lineage: Eukaryota; Metazoa; Chordata; Mammalia; Primates; Cheirogaleidae
Source: RefSeq, a predicted model, not a curated record